Messenger RNA from Trichoderma breve, 1704 nucleotides. Its product is annotated as zinc finger, ZZ type domain-containing protein. The transcript has 2 exons. NCBI's taxonomy places the organism in Eukaryota, Fungi, Ascomycota, Sordariomycetes, Hypocreales, Hypocreaceae. Bases 1 to 1704 code for a protein of 567 amino acids. Gene Ontology annotation, molecular function: zinc ion binding; calcium ion binding. Gene Ontology annotation, cellular component: membrane; cytosol; intracellular membrane-bounded organelle. The record is from RefSeq and is a predicted model, not a curated record.
AUGUGGCUUUCGACUCCAUCGGUCGAGUCUCUGACUCGUCCGCGAAUCGCCGUUGCUCUCGUUUCGGCCAUCGCCACAGCUUCGAUCGGAUAUUAUGCCUACCAGAACCGCAUCAACGCUGCGCAAGAGGCUGUCCUGCCCGGUGGCGGCCUCCACAGAAGCAACGCCAUCCGCCGUAGCCGACGACGAUCUCGCGGACAUAGACCGAGCUCGAGCUCUUCCUCUUCAGAUGUCCCCGGCGACGAAAACGCCGAAAUCGCCGACAAUGCUGAAAACCAAGACGUCCCGGUCGCCCAGCCUGUAGGUGAUGGCGAGACCGUUGUAGAUGCCAAUAAUGAUGAAUGGUGGAACGAUCCUAACAACUACCCUCCCCAGCAGCGAGCUGGCCACAAUAUCGUCAGUCUUUUGUUCCGCGUCUCGGAGGAUAAUGCCAAACGAAAUGGCUGUGUCCACAGAGGAUGUCAGUGUAAUUCAUGUGGCAUGGUUCCCAUUCGAGGUGUUCGCUACCGAUGUGCCAAUUGUGCCGACUUUGACCUCUGCGAGACGUGCGAAUCCCAAGGCGUACACAUCAAGACACACAUCUUUUACAAAAUCCGGAUACCUGCACCCCCGUUCGGUCCCAGGCAGAUGCAGCCAGUGUGGUACACAGGAGAUCCUGACAGUUGUAGGCGUAAUCUGCCUAGACCUCUGAUCACGAAGCUCACAAGGGAAACGGGAUUCGAACGGCCGGAACUCGAGGCAUUCUGGGAACAGUGGACGUUCAUGGCAAAUACUGAAUGGAGAGAUGAUCCCAGUGAUCUUGGCAUAGCCAUGGAUCGCAAGACGUUUGAGCGAUGCCUUGUACCGACGGGUGGCUCGCGCCAUGCCUCUCCAAAUUUAAUUCACGACCGGAUGUUUGCCUUUUAUGACGACAACAAAGAUGAUCUAAUUGGGUUUUCCGAAUUUCUACGUGGCUUAUCCUAUCGCAAACGGAAAGACAAGCUGAGGAAAGUCUUUGAUGGAUACGACCUUGACAGUGACGGCUACGUUGACAGGCGUGACUUCCUUCGCAUGUUCCGGGCGUAUUAUGUCUUAUACAAGCAAAUGCACAAAGAUAUCUUAGACGGUCUUGAAGAUCAGCUUCUUGCUAGUUCCGAGGCUCAACAGUUAGUCGCUAGUCGUCAGCCCCUGAGCAGUCUGUUCGGACGUGAAGGACGAGUUCCGACAGCCGAUGGUCCUCUGGCAUUUAGCGGCAAGAAUUUUUAUCCCGAUGGCCACGUUGAGCUGGAGCCCGGAAUGGAGGAGGCCGUUGUGCGCGACAGCAGCGACACAGCAGACCGAGAUGAUAUUCUGACCAACCUCUUUGCUUACGACACUGACCCGUAUUCACGUCGACGGAUGCCACCCACUGAUGAUGUUGACACCAACUGGCGUACGGUCCGCACCCUCACUACCAAUGAUGUUGACCGAUCAUACUUUUUGGCUUUGAUGCACCCGCCUGCUACCCUCGAUGAGCUGCCCGGAGCAGUCGCGGGUAACAAUGAGCCUGACGAUAACGCAACCGACGAGACAUCGGAAGACGGAACAACGGACGACAAGGAAGCAGAUGAGGAUCAGGAUCACGAUAACCCCGAAUCUUCCGGAUCGCAACGGCACGACUCCUUUACUACAUGGUCCCAGAAUGACAAAGCGACGUCAAGACUUGGCUCGACGACAACUCCAUGA